AUGGCAUCUCAUCACUCUCUUCUUGCUUCUGCUGCGAUCGUAACUACCUUCUCCAUUUGUCUUCUUUACAGCUUAUCUAUCACUGCGGAGGCUGUUAAUGGCGGCUUCAGCGUGGAUCUCAUCCACCGCAAUUCCCCACUCUCUCCCUUCUACGACCCUUCAGAGACUCCUUUGCAGUGCGUAGCAAACGCUUUGCGGUGUUCCAUUACCCGCGUCAAUCAUUUCCAGCCAACUUCUUCUUCACUCUCUCCCAAUGAAUUAAUUCGAUCAGAAAUAGUUGCAGUCAGAGGCGAAUACCUCAUGAAAUACUCUGUCGGCACGCCGCCGGUCCCCGUCCUUGGCGUCGCUGACACCGGCAGUGAUCUCAUUUGGUUGCAGUGCGAGCCUUGCACCAACUAUUACAACCAAACAGACCCGCUUUUUGACCUUGCCGAGUCGAAAACAUACAAAAACGUUUCUUGCAGUGCAAGCGAAUGCCAGUCCUUCCAGGGAGAUCUUGCUUUUGACACUCUCACGCUGGAAUCGACUGCAAGCGUCCCUGUGUCUCUUCGUAAUAUCGUCGUAGGCUGUGGACACAACAAUGCCGGAACCUUCAAUAACAAAGGCUCCAGCAUCGUCGGCUUUGGGCGCGGCGAAGUUUCCCCCCGUUUCCCAACUGGGUUCUUCCAUUGCAAAUUGAGUUUUGGUCGUGAUGUGGUGGUUUCUGGGCCUGGAGCCGUUUCUACUGGCUUGGGCCCAAAAGGGCCGGAUACGAAUUUCUACUUUCUAACACUGGAGGCAAUGAGCGUCGGCAAUAAAAGAUUGGAGUUUGACGAUUCUUCCCCCUUCGAAGACUCAGAGGGAAACAUUGUAAUUGAUUCGGGCACCACAUUAACGCUAUUUUCAGAAGAUUUCUACUCCAGGUUUGAAGCGGCAGUGGCAGAAGAGAUUGAUCUGGAACGCGUUGACGAUCCCAUUCAAGUGCUAAGUCUUUGCUACAAGUCGGCGUCGGAUGAUAUAGGGGCUCCGAAUAUCACAGUGCAUUUCAGGGACGCCGACGUGAAGCUGAAUCCGGUGAACACCUUCUUGAGAGUAAGCGAGGAACUUUUGUGCUUCGCUUUCCUUGCUAGUGAAAGAAUCUACAUCUUUGGUAACGUGGCACAAUUGAACUUCUUGGUGGGUUAUGACAGCGAGGCCAAUACUGUGUCCUUUAAGCCAACUGAUUGCAUAAGCCUCUAA
Corylus avellana is the source of this 1218-nucleotide messenger RNA. NCBI's taxonomy places the organism in Eukaryota, Viridiplantae, Streptophyta, Magnoliopsida, Fagales, Betulaceae. The record is from RefSeq and is a predicted model, not a curated record.